Anopheles maculipalpis is the source of this 6318-nucleotide messenger RNA. It is a transcript of the gene asp, whose product is annotated as protein abnormal spindle. Gene Ontology annotation, cellular component: spindle pole. Gene Ontology annotation, molecular function: protein binding. The transcript has 6 exons. Lineage: Eukaryota; Metazoa; Arthropoda; Insecta; Diptera; Culicidae. Gene Ontology annotation, biological process: spindle organization; establishment of meiotic spindle localization; mitotic cell cycle. The coding region runs from base 1 to 6258 and encodes 2085 amino acids. The record is from RefSeq and is a predicted model, not a curated record.
AUGAAGGAAGAUGAUUUAGUGUAUCCGCAGGUAACUUGUACGCCACCCCGCCACACAGCUGUAGCAAAAAGAACAAACGACUCUCGUGAACCAACAUUAGUUCUGUUGGGUCCAUUCACUCCGAAAGCUACGGUAGUGUUCGACGGUAUUCCUGUAGGAAAAAGCGCUCGCCGCUUCCUUAUCGUACGAAACGCAAACAAAACGCUUGUAAAGGUAAAACUAUCAAGACUUCCGCAUUCCGAAAGCGGGCUGAGUUUUGAGUGGACGGAAGCCGAUGUGGAGGCAGGUGCUGAGCAAACGCUGGAAAUUGUUUGGAAUCCGGAACAGCUAAUUGUGGGCAAAGAAGUGAUCGUGCUGGUUGAUAGCAUUGGCAACAGAAAAGACGUGCACGUUAUACUAAAAGCGGUCGAGCUAAAAUCGGUUAGCCGAAAAUCAGUUACAAAAUCGUUUGUCGUUCCGAAGAAAUUGAAGCUGAAAUCUCCCUCUCCACCAAAGGUGAAACUGAAGCGUAACAUUCUACCGAAGAAGAACAAAUCUUCACCCGGCAAACAAGGUUGGUCUGUACCUACGAUUGCGGUAACCAGCAGUAUGGGUGGUAUCGCAUCGAAAGUAACGACGACCAUGGCUGGGACGGGUAAUGUGGAAAACAAUUUCGAUCUGUUGGACGACUACAGUACAAACGCCCGUACAACUGUGGACCGUAACAAGACUGACAAGGAAAACAUAAAUCCAACCAGUCCACAGAACGUAAAACAUCGAUUGACACCAGUAUCUUCUGCAGCGGGUAGCUAUUUCACGCACCUAGAGAAUCUACCGACUCCAGAAUGUUACAAAGAGAUAGCACGCCGGGGAUUGAUCGAUAUUUCCGGACGAAAGAAUCGGGAAAUGUCUUCCGAUCGUAAAGCAAAAUUUGAUCCCAGUUGCUUUUCCACCGUUACUAAGGCUACCUCCGCAGAUAAAACGUUUCUGAAACCUUUUAUAGAGAGUCCCACGAUGGUGGGCAGUACUACUGACGUUGAUCAACACGUGCACGAUAAUGUUCCACGACAUCUAACCUUUUCACCAGAACCCCAACCUCCUCCACCAGAUGCUAAUAAGGAUCAAGAAAAAGAACGAAAAAAUGAUGUAGCAGCGCUGGUUCCACUUCUUGACGGAGGUGUAGUAAUCCCAACUGAAGGAAAUGUGGUUAGCAUUAACAAAACGCACACGUUGACUAACGAUUCAAACCCUCAUCUAUCGAGCAUAGCGGAGGAAAAUAUGCCAGAACUUGGUGUCACAUUUGAACGUCGCCCGGACCAUCGUAACGGAUCUGUAACAGACGUAGCGGAAUUAUUGUCUACGCUACCCAACCAGAAGACGUUUAUCGUAUCUACAGCAGAAGAAUGCUUACGUUUUGGCUCGGCUGAAAAUAUCACCAACAGUGUAUCGACAAUGGCCAAGAAUGAUGCUUCACGCUGCUCGCUGCCAAAUCUAUUGGAUAAGAGCAGUUUGAGCAACAACAAAAGCACUAGUCUGGCGGAGGACGAGCCGGAUAAGAUUUUUAAGGAGCAUGAGAUUCGUGCUCAGUCGAGUCGUUUUAAUUUGCACGAAGUUGGCCGGUUCAGUGACGAGAUGGUUCUAAUGAGUGGUUGCAAACGGGGCAUUGCAUCGGUUGGCGAUGAACGGGAGGAAAAGUCCAAAGUAUUUGGACAUGAAAUUUCUCCACCCAAACGACGGUGUCGUCUCACAAGCAGCGAAAGCACUAUUGCGCCAGUACAGCAGGCGCGGAAAAUGAAAGAAACGCCCAAAAGUCAUACUUUCCGUAAACCUAUCGGAUACAAACUGAACUCAUCACGAAGUCUCUGUCUUAAAAGACCAGCCGUACCUGCCCCGUUGGCGAUUAAAAGUGCGGAGAAACGUGUGUUCCUGUACGACUCGGAUCGUCAUUUGAAAACGCUCAUCAAUCCGGACCCGUUUGCGGCCACAACGACAUGCAAUCCUUUCCUUACCGCCACCAUGUAUCUGGACGAACAAGCGUUUGCGCAGUACGAGCGGCAGAUGAAAAAGUGGCUCAACGCACUGGUAACGAUACCGGCCGAUUUGGACACGGAGCCCAACAAACCGCUGGACGUGGGCAAGCUGUUUGACGAAGUGAAAUCAAAAGAUCUUACGCUUGCCCCCACCAAGGAGCUGAUAUCGUCCAACUAUUACAAAAACCGACUAAACAGUUUACGUAGUGCCGGAAUAGCACUCUACACGAGUGAGGAUUUCGCGCUUCCGUUACGCAAGGUUGCAGCACAGAUCGAGAAACAACUACUCGCGCUACGUACCGAUCGAUGCCUGCACCUGGACCUAACACUGCAGCGCUCGGUUCUAGAACUACUGUUGUGCUUCAAUCCGUUAUGGUUGCGGCUCGGGUUGGAGGUGGUUUUCGGUGAGCAAAUCGAGCUCCAAUCCAACCGAGACAUUGUCGGUCUGAGCACGUUCAUCAUACAUCGCUUAUUUCGCGACCGUUAUCUGGAGGCGCGUCACUCGAAGGCCUACAAUCUUUCGAAGGCGUACGGUGAACAUAUACGGAAGUUUACUCUGCGAAUGGUUCUAUUUUUACUGUUCUUCCUGGACACGGCGAAACGGCGCAAACUGAUCAAGCACAAUCCUUGCCUGUUUGUGCGCAAUGCACCGUACAAAGAGACAAAGGAGAUUUUGGUACGAUUUUCCUCCAUGUUGGUGGCUGGAAUUGGUGACAUUACGAAGCAUCUGAAGCGUGUAGGUUACACACUGUCGCACAAGCAAUCGUUCCUGGAUGAGUACAAAUACGCGUUUGAGAAUCUGGCCGUAGAUCUUCGGGAUGGCGUGCGAUUGACACGCGUGAUGGAGAUCAUCCUGCUACGGGAGGAUUUAUCUGCCAGCUUGCGUGUACCACCAAUAUCACGACUACAAAAAAUACACAACAUAAAUCUAGCGCUCGGAGCACUCGAACAGGCGGAGUAUGAGAUUGCGGGCAACAUAACCGCCAAGGACAUAUGUGACGGACACCGCGAACAGACGAUGUCACUACUGUGGCAGAUCGUGUACAAGUUCCGGGCACCGAAAUUCAAUGCUGCGGCGACGGUCCUGCAGCGCUGGUGGCGAAUGAACUGGCUGAAGGUAGCCAUUACACGUCGCGUCGAAGAAAAGCGACAGAUGAGAAGGGAAGUAGCGGCCCGCAAGAUUCAAACAGCGGUCCGUGGAUAUUGUGUGCGCGUGUGGUACGAAGCCUAUCGCCAACAGAAGUUGCGAGCGAUUAUAACGAUCCAGCAGUUUAUCCGACGCUAUCUGGCUCAGAAACUGGCCGCCAGACGGUUUGCUGCUAUCGUACGCAUUCAGCAGUGGUGGCGAUCGGUGCGAGCGAUGCGAUCCGCUCGCGAACGUUAUUUGUUGUGCAAGAAAUCGGCUAUCGUUUUGCAGACAUCAUAUCGACGGUUUGCACUCGGCAGGAAGCUUCUUGCGGCGGCAACCGUGAUCGGUAGGAUUCGUGCCGAGGCAAAGCAUCGCCAUCUGCAAGCGACUAUAAUCCAACGGAGUAUAAAAUCGUACGUAAUCCACCGCCGGCUGCACGCGAUCGUCAACGGUAUGUUGGUGUUUCUUAGAAGGAAAUGGUUACAGCAUCGGUCGGCAGCAAAGAUACAGGCAUUCCAGCGUAUGUGUGUUGCGCGCAAGGAGUAUCUACGGGUCCGCUCAGCAACUAUCCUUAUUCAGCGUCGGUGGCGUGAAUGUUUGGAAGCACGGCGGUUACGGAACCGAUUCUUCUUAAUGCGUUAUAGUGCGAUGAAACUUCAGCAACAUUAUCGUGGCCGGAUACAGAUGCGAAACGAUGUACGAUCGUAUGAACAUACACGGCGACUGAUCAUGCACGUGCAGCACCGUUGGCGUGCUACUAUAGCGAUGCGAAAGGAACGUACGCUCUACACCAGCAUCCGUCGGGCUGCAAUCAAUGUACAGCGACAUUUCCGAGCACGAAAAGCGAUGAAGCAGGAGGUAGAACGUUACCAAAAGCUACGAACUACAGCAGUAACGCUUCAAAGACGCUAUCGUGCCAGAAAUGCCAUGCUAGAACAACGUCAACGCUAUAACGCAUUGCGAGAGGCCACUCUUUGCAUUCAGAGGCGAUUCAGAGCGCAAACGAGUAUGUAUGCGGCUCGCAUAAGUUACUCUAAAGUUCGUGCUGCGAUCGUCACUAUUCAGCAACAUUAUCGUGCUACACUUCAGAUGCGACAAGAAAGGGACAAUUUUGUAACGCUUCGGCGAUGCAGCAUCAUGGUGCAGUCACGAUAUCGUGCAAUCAUGGCCGGUAGAGCUGCAAGGCACAGGUAUGAAUUGUGGCGCAGUACGGCCAUACACAUUCAGCUCAAAUGGCGUGCAACGUUGGAAAUGCGUCGAGAACGUAAUCAGUACUGUGAGCAACGUAAUGCUAUUAUCAUUCUGCAACGGUCCUGGAGAAGUAUCCGGCUCAAACGGAAAAUACGAUACGAUUAUUUACGAUAUCGCGGUGCGGCCACGGUUCUGCAACGACGAUAUCGUGCCCUGGUAAGCGGACGAUUGGUCCGUCAAGAAUUGGAGCAUCGUCGUCUAGCAGCCAUUACUAUUCAGCAACGUUUACGUGAGCUGCUGGAAAUGAAACGACAGCGACAUCAAUACCUUCGUUUUCGCCAGGCAGCAAUUACGAUACAGUGUUGUUUCCGGGGUAUGGUACAACGUAUCCGAUAUGCGGCCAUUAAACAAAGUGCCAUUGUCCUCUCCCACAGAUGGGCGGCAACGUUAGCAAUGAGACAGGAACGAUCCGACUUUUUAAAGCUUAAAUCCGCCACCAUCCGUAUACAGCGACAAUAUCGUGCACAAAAAGCAAUGCAAGAAGCGUUCCAUCACUAUGAACACAUCCGUGCAGCGGUCGUUCUGAUACAGCGCAAAUAUCGCGCCCAACGUGCAAUGGAAAGAUGGCGCGGCCGGUUUUUGAAUCUGAAAAGUGCCUCAAUAGUGGUGCAGGAGUACUAUCGUGGGUACAGGAAGGUGAAACACGAACGGGGAUCCUUUUUGCGGCUUCGAGAGUCGGUCAUAUCGGUACAGCGAAGGUUCCGUGGGAAGCUGCUAAUGCGUCAAGCUGUUGCCGAUUAUGAACGCAAGCGGAAGGCAGUGCUCACCGUACAGCGCUGGUUCCGUGGUUACCGAGCACGCAAAACGUACCAGCGAACAUUACACGCUGCCGGGGUUAUUCAAAAUUACUAUCGUGCUUACCGGAAGCGACUGAUCGAUGAGACGAACUAUCGACUUUACCGUAGCGCCGUAAUCGUUGUCCAAAGACGGUACCGCGACAAGAUGGGAACCCGUCAGGAACGGCAACGCUUCGAGCAGAUUUGUCGCACCGUAUACGGUUUGCAGGUCCGUGCACGUGGUCUGCUUGCUCGGCGAGCGUUCCGAGCAAAGUUGACACCGGAGUACUUGGAGCAGAAGCGGCAAGAGAAGGCAGCACUUCGAGUACAGGCAUGGUGGCGUGGUACGUACUGUCGGAAGCGUUACCAGACGACGAAGAUGCGCACCAUCGCACAGCAGAUGGUAGUUAGUCGCCGGGAAGCGCAACGUGAUCCGACGAACCGGCUUAGCAACAUAACUCGGCUGUGCAUGCGUUUCCUGAAAACGCGCUUCAGUUCCUCCGAAGCGAUUGGCAUACUGCAACGAUUGGAACGCAUGUCUCGUCUAGUGCCGCAUCUGCUUGUGGAAGAUGCAGUAUUUCUAUCCGUGUUUUGCUACAACACCAUGGCGCAAGCUAUUCGGUCGGAGGUGGAUAAGAUAUUGAUCGAGAUAUGUGCCCGUAUCAUAUUGAACUUGGCACGGUUCCAGGGCACCAAGGAACAGGCAUUUCAGGAGAACGGCCUCGUUACGGUGUCACAGAUGUUGCUGCGCUGGUGUGAUAAAGAUUGUGGUAUAUUCAGCACCCUUUGCACACUGCUGUGGGUAUUGUCCCACGAUAACAAGAAGAAAAAUGCUAUACGUCGUUACAUGAUUUCGAAGGACGCCAUCUAUAUGUUGCGCGAAACAAAAAAGUUGGUACAGCGUAAGGAAAAGAUGCGCAAAAACGUGCAGCGCCCGGUGGGUUGUCUAGUCGCGCCGAAUCCGCAGCUGAUGCGCACAGUUCCCGCACUGGAGCCUGAUUAUGGGGUUAACCGCAGCAAACCGUACGUUUUCUACUCAUCUGUUUUUGGGUUCGAACGGGUGUUGCAAAAGCUGGAAGUGGAUCUUUCCUAAACAAUCAUAUUUUUUUCUUCUCAUUUUAAAACACAAUGCGGUCUGGGAUAAAUUAUUCAU